GUCUCGUCUGACGAGUUUGUAAAAUAAUUCACGCCGAUGAAAGUCAUUAUAGACAUUUCUACGCACGUUAAAUAAAUUGCGUAUAACCUUAAAACGAUAAUAUGUAUAUACAGGGUGUCAUACAAAUACAAAAAUGUUUUAAACAAAAGUUGUAGGGCUUUAACAAAUACAUAAAAUGGUAAUCACAUUCGAUGAAUUGAAAACUGGAUAUAAAAAUCCAAUCGAUCAGUGUAAUAAUUUAAAUCCGUUAGUUCUGCCGGAGUAUAUAUUGCAUAUUGUAAUCAAUUUUUUCUUUUUAAUCAGUGAACAGUAUUUUUCACUGUUCAUCAAUAUUCCGCUGAUAGCCUAUCAUGUCUGGCGAUACAUAAACAGACCUUUGAUGACAGAGUCUGGCUUGUAUGAUCCUACAAGCAUAAUGAACGCUUAUGAUUUGUCUAUGUACCAAAGAGAAGGAUGGGUUAAGCUAGCAUUUUAUCUUCUUUCAUUUUUCUACUAUUUGUAUGGAAUGAUCAACUCCUUGAUUAAUUAAAACCAGUAAUUGUCAAAGUUGAUAAAAAUUUAAUUUCUCUUAUGCAACAAUGCAUGUAUCGGAGAAGCACAAGAAAUGAGAUGUUAAAUUAAUUUAUUAUAUUGAAAGUUUUGUAUAAAUGACACAAUAUGAGAGAAAAGUUUUUUGUGAUGGAUUA
Messenger RNA from Nylanderia fulva, 686 nucleotides. It is a transcript of the gene cni, whose product is annotated as protein cornichon. NCBI's taxonomy places the organism in Eukaryota, Metazoa, Arthropoda, Insecta, Hymenoptera, Formicidae. The record is from RefSeq and is a predicted model, not a curated record. Gene Ontology annotation, biological process: vesicle-mediated transport.